This is a messenger RNA of Neogale vison (American mink), 1509 nucleotides long. Its product is annotated as T cell receptor alpha chain MC.7.G5-like. The transcript has 8 exons. The record is from RefSeq and is a predicted model, not a curated record. Gene Ontology annotation, biological process: response to bacterium. Bases 106 to 954 code for a protein of 282 amino acids. Lineage: Eukaryota; Metazoa; Chordata; Mammalia; Carnivora; Mustelidae.
AGCAAACUUUCCUCAGUGAGAUAAAAUCAGGCACCCACCUGUCAGAUCAUUUCCGGCUCUGAAGCAGAAGUGCCACCCAGCGCAGAGGAGGGCCCAGAUCCGAGCAUGAGACCCCUCUUCACCCUCCAGGGGAGAGCUGUCAGCAUGCUGCUUGUCUGCCUGCUGUGGGCAGCCGUGGUGUUCACCUGGCUUGGAUCCAGCACAGCCCAGACGGUCACUCAGACUCAACCAGACACGACUGUGUGGGAGACAGAGACUGUGACCCUGCACUGCACGUAUGACACUAGUGACACUAAUUAUUAUUUGUUCUGGUACAAACAGCCUCCCGGUGGGGAGAUGAGUUUCAUUAUUCGCCAAGAAUCUUAUAAUCAAGAGAAUGCAACAGAGGAUCGCUUCUCUGUGAACUUCCAGAAAGCAAAAAAAUCCUUUGGUCUCAGGAUCUCAGACUCCCGGCUGGAGGAUGCUGCAAUGUAUUUCUGUGCUUUCACUGGCCCUUCCAAUGCCAGAAUCUUCUUUGGAACGGGAACCCAGCUGGUGGUGAAGCCCAAUAUCACGGACCCUGACCCUGCCGUGUACCAGCUGAGAAGCCCUAAAUCCAGUAACAUCUCUGUCUGCCUGUUCACCGAUUUUGAUUCUGAAACCAAUGAGGAGCAAGCCCCAGAGCCCACGAUGACCAGGCUAAAAAGUACCGUCCUGGACAUGUGGUCGAUGAAUUCCAAGAGCAAUGGGGCCCUGGCGUGGAGCGCCAGCACUGAUUUUAAAUGCAAUGAGACCUUCCAUGAGGAAUUCUACUCCAGCUCAGACUUUUCCUGUAAUGCCACUUUGAUAGAGAAAAACUUCGAAACAGAUAUGAACCUAAACUUCCACAACCUGUUCAUGAUCGGGCUGCGUGUCAUCCUCCUGAAAGUGGCUGGGUUUAACCUGCUCAUGACGCUGCAGCUGUGGUCCCGCUGAGGUCACCAAGAACAUGAGAGCGCCUGGCACUCCCUCGCUCCUGGCUCCCCACCGUACCUCUUCCCCCUCUUCAAGCAGAGAGGCAGACUGUCUGCUCCCCUGAACAGAUAAGAAGGCUCCCUCUGCCUCUCUGGCCCCACUGGCAAUGGCCACCAGCUGGAUCCCACCAGAUACUCACCAUCAAGGUGCUGAAGAGCUGCCAAACCCUGCCUCUGCCCCCUCGGUUCCCUCACUGCUGCUUGUCACCACUGGACGCUCACAGCAAAGUCAGGGGGCCGCUGCGGAGAGACUCCCUGUCCCUCCCCUGAGACUGCCUCUUACAUCCCCUGUCCCCUAUCCUCUGGGCGAGGAACCCCCAGUGGGUCCUCCUGGGCUCUAGCUCCCGGAGAAGGUUGUGAGGAGUCUGUUUUUUUAAAUAAUGUUCAUAAAUAUGUAUACCCUUUUCCCCAAGAUGUGGGGGAAAUUAUUACGGAGACCCUGCUGUGCUGUGUAUCUGAGCAGCGUUGUAUAUCCUGCUACCCGUGAUUCAUUAAAGGCAAUUUGGAAGAGCCCAAA